ACGAGACGAUUUUGAUAUGUACACAAUUACGUGUUAAUAGCCGUUUAUGAACCAAAACAAUAUUGAGAUGUGACGUUUACUUGAAGAUGGUUUAAAGUGUGUUAAAUGGAGCGAAUAGGUGUUGCGUGGGGCAAGUCGGGCGUUUGUAUGCAGUGCUUAGUGAUUUUGGUUGCCUUAUCAACCAUGGGUCGGGGGCUUGUGGAGACGGAGGAGUUCAUGAGUGACCUGGACUUACCUAUUCCCACUGCUCACGUAGCUGGUGUGGUGGGGAAGAAGGCAGCACUGCCGUGCGACACACAGCCAUUAUCGUCUGAUGACGGGGCUGCAAUGGUUCUAUGGUUUAAAGAGGCGGACUGGGAACCAUUAUACAGCUAUGACAUCAGAGGUCGAACACCGAGCCAGCCCAAGCUGUGGUCUUCCCCGAGUGGCUUCGGGUCUCGGGCGUAUUUUCGUGCUACUGCCGUACCAGCGAUCCUGCUCCUAGAUAACGUCAGCACCGCAGACACUGGGAUUUAUCGCUGCAGAGUUGACUUUAGGAACUCACCAACCAGGAAUUUAAGGGUCAACUUUACAGUUAUUACUCCACCGAACCGACCAGUCAUAAUAGACGCAAAGACCAGGGACCACACGCGGCUGCUGGAACCGUACGAUGAAGGUGAAACCCUGGAGUUACUCUGCGAAGUUCAUGGAGGUGAUCCUCGACCGAGUUUGAUAUGGUAUUUAGAGAAUACAGUAAUAGAUGACUCUUAUGAACAACAAAAUGGCGGCGUGACGGUGAAUAAUCUGACGUUCCCGAGCAUCGGUAGGCAGCAUCUCAACGCGAGGCUUAUCUGUCAGGCAUCGAACACUAACCUCGCGCCGCCACAAGCCAAACUUCUGAUAUUAGAUAUAAAUCUAAGGCCGCUCACCGUCCAGAUAUUGAACAAGAAAAGACAGCUCUCAGCAGACCGAAGCUAUGAGGUAGAAUGCAAAACAUCUGGAUCAAGACCGGAAGCCCAAGUCUCUUGGUGGAAAGGCUUUAAGCCUUUGAGGAAAAAGGCUAAGAAUUUUUCUGAUACUAAUUCAACAACGAGCAUUCUGACUUUUGUGCCUGAAGCUGAAGAUCAUGAUAAUCAACUGAUCUGCCGAGCUGAGAAUCCUCGGGUCGCCAAUUCCAUUAUAGAAGAUAGUUGGAGAUUAAAUAUACAUUAUGUACCAAUAGCGACUCUCAAAAUGGGUUCGAAUUUAAACCCUAAUCACAUAAAGGAGGGAGACGAUGUCUACUUUGAAUGCAACGUGCAGUCCAACCCCAAAGCGAACAGACUGGCUUGGUAUAAAGACUCACAAGAAAUCCAACACAAUGCCAGUUCAGGAAUCAUUCUUAGCGAUCAAAGCCUUGUCCUGCAAAGCGUGAACAGAACAGCAUCAGGCGAUUACAGCUGUCUCGCCCACAAUAGCGAAGGCAGUGCUUCGAGUAACCCCUUCUCUUUACAAGUUAGAUAUGUUCCUACCUGCAAAUUACCAGAAGUUGGUCAAGUAUUAGGUGCACUAAAAGCGGAGCUGAUACAAUUAUCUUGCAUUGUUGACUCCAACCCUGAACCUUCUAACUUUGAGUGGACCAUCAGCAGAGCUGGUGACCAGAGUGAAAUACCUCCUAGCUUGUAUAGGAUAAAAGGUAAAAUAUCCGUGCUGAAUUAUACUCCAGUUGAAGACAGAGAUUUCGGUACGAUAUCCUGCAUAGCCACUAAUUCGGUUGGAAGACAGGAGACACCUUGUAUUUACAACCUCGUCGCUGCUGGUCGACCUACGGCGUUACAAAAUUGUAGUGUGUUAAAUCAAAGUGAAGAUAGUUUGCAAGUGGAUUGCUUAGAAGGCUUCGACGGAGGACUCCCACAAGUGUUUAUACUUGAAGUACUUGAGCUACCGUCCAAAAUUGUCCAUGCGAACAUAACUUCAAACUUCACUCCUAGCUUCGAACUGUUAGGGUUGGACAAAGGAAUGAGUUAUGCCCUCAAUUUGUAUGCAGCGAAUGCGAAGGGUAGGAGUGAAGUGGUAGCCCUAUACACAAUCGCUGUCCAAUCGCCAGAUAAAUAUACAGGAGUCAGCAGCCCAUUUAAUCUCUCUCCAUUGAUCACGUCACUUGUUGCAAUGUUAGCGCUUCUCAGCGCUGUAGCGUGCGCUAUAAUCAUAGCGGUGUAUCGUCGACAAUUUAUAAGGCAACAUGUGAAGCAACCUCCAUCCACGAAUGCUUUAUACUCGGACGACAGUGUGGAAUCCUUCCCCAAGAAAGAUAAUCCCCCGACGUACACCGCUUCCCCGAAAGUUGACUACAGCAGCCAAUAUGAGCUGAAGAUGGACGUAGAAAUGGACGACGAUCCUGACAUUAUACCCGUCCAAUUUGAUAAAAAACCAAUUGAUGAAUAUUGCAAAUCAAAGUUGGGAUUGGAGGAUACUAUGAAAACCAAUCAAUCCAUUGCCGUAGCAAAUAAUGGGCACAUAUCAUUCGUGAACCGAGGCGUGACAGCGAGGAGUGUUGACAUCUCCGCCUCGAGGCACGAAGUCGCCACUGCCUCGAGGCGAGUGCGGGAAUCCUGCAUAUAGGAACAGUAAUUCGCUAUUCCAAAAUGUCGUACCAAAAUUAUGAAAAAUGUAAAUAAAGUAUAUUUUCUUGUGGAUAAAUUUUGGUUAGAAUAU
Messenger RNA from Vanessa tameamea, 2673 nucleotides. Its product is annotated as nephrin-like. NCBI's taxonomy places the organism in Eukaryota, Metazoa, Arthropoda, Insecta, Lepidoptera, Nymphalidae. Bases 106 to 2580 code for a protein of 824 amino acids. The transcript is spliced from 17 exons. The record is from RefSeq and is a predicted model, not a curated record. Gene Ontology annotation, molecular function: protein binding.